AUGAGUGGUGGAGCUAGCGGAAGUACCAGUACCAGUACUGACACCUUCACCGUCAAUCUAACUCCAGAACUUCCAGAUCGGGAAACAAUGCUUCCAAACAUGACAUACGGUAAUAUCUCACCAGACGACUACCUCUCAAAGGUCACCGAAAGAUUUGAAAACUUCGAAGGUGUAUCGGAUAUGCUUCUCCCCGGCGAGAUCUGGCGAUACUACCAUGGGGGGAAUGAUAAAGAGUUGAAGACAAGACAUACAUUUAAGAGGAAUGGGAUGUUACCUGAUGAGGAGAGUGGGAGGUAUAUUGAUGUGAUUGCGAGACCUGGGCUUCCGAGAGGCUCUAAUUAG
Orbilia oligospora ATCC 24927 is the source of this 342-nucleotide messenger RNA. RefSeq lists its product as uncharacterized. Bases 1 to 342 code for a protein of 113 amino acids. The record is from RefSeq and is a predicted model, not a curated record. Lineage: Eukaryota; Fungi; Ascomycota; Orbiliomycetes; Orbiliales; Orbiliaceae. The transcript is spliced from 2 exons.